AGUAGAAACAAAAAACAAUCGUGACCUUACGUUACAUAGUUUUAAAGCCAUCUUUUUAACGCCCAAACCCUAGGGUUUCUAUCUGAUCUGCGUAGCUCGAAAAAAGCUUACUUUGAGUCUCCCUCUCCCUCUUUCACCUCUUUCGCUUCUUCAGUUCUGUGAAGAUGUAUACAACAAAGCAGAAGAUUCACAAAGAUAAGGAUGCUGAACCUAGCGAAUUCGAGGAGUCUGUUGCACAGGCACUCUUCGAUCUGGAAAAUACCAACUCAGAGUUGAAAUCUGAUAUGAAGGAUCUCUAUAUAAAUUCAGCAGUUCAAAUUGAUGUUGCUGGGAAUAGGAAGGCUGUUGUUAUCCAUGUUCCUUACAGACUGAGGAAAGCUUACAGGAAGAUUCACGUCAGGCUUGUCAGAGAACUUGAGAAGAAGUUCAGUGGGAAGGAUGUAAUCCUGAUUGCCACCCGGAGGAUAGUAAGGCCCCCAAAGAAAGGUUCAGCUGUUCAAAGGCCUCGCACCCGCACACUUACUGCUGUCCAUGAGGCAAUGCUCGAGGAUAUUGUAUUGCCUGCUGAAAUUGUUGGCAAGCGGACCAGAUAUCGAAUUGAUGGAUCCAAGAUAAUGAAGGUUUUCUUGGACCCAAAGGAGCGAAACAACACAGAAUACAAGCUGGAGACAUUUUCCGCAGUUUAUCGGAAGCUUUCAGGCAAAGAUGUGGUGUUCGAGUUUCCAGUAACUGAGGCAUAAAAAACUGGAUAUCUGUGACACCUUUGAAUGGGUUUUUUGUUUUUUUUUAUUCAGAAAAAUUGCUUUUAGUGGGCUGUUUAAAUUUUGACGUUAGUGAGUUGUAGCAAUCAGGAAAUGUUUGGUGGAUUCAUUUUCUUCAUUGUUGUCAAUGCUGAAUUCUAGAACAUUUAAGUUA
This is a messenger RNA of Ricinus communis (castor bean), 915 nucleotides long. RefSeq names its product 40S ribosomal protein S7. The coding region runs from base 165 to 740 and encodes 191 amino acids. Gene Ontology annotation, molecular function: structural constituent of ribosome. The transcript has 6 exons. The record is from RefSeq and is a predicted model, not a curated record. Lineage: Eukaryota; Viridiplantae; Streptophyta; Magnoliopsida; Malpighiales; Euphorbiaceae. Gene Ontology annotation, cellular component: 90S preribosome; cytosolic small ribosomal subunit; ribosome. Gene Ontology annotation, biological process: rRNA processing; ribosomal small subunit biogenesis; translation.